This is a messenger RNA of Saxophila tyrrhenica, 813 nucleotides long. RefSeq lists its product as uncharacterized. Lineage: Eukaryota; Fungi; Ascomycota; Dothideomycetes; Mycosphaerellales; Extremaceae. The transcript is spliced from 3 exons. Gene Ontology annotation, cellular component: fungal-type vacuole; plasma membrane. The record is from RefSeq and is a predicted model, not a curated record. Bases 1 to 813 code for a protein of 270 amino acids.
AUGAACGUUACCUGGCUUCCGGAUCUGACUCCACUCUACACUGCUCCUAAUGGCCAGGUCUUCGUCUGGGCUGGCCCUCUGCUGAACUGCACCCUCCCUCCGUGCCCGGUCGAGCUCAGCGUGUACGGAUACCGUGCCAGUCUACCCUUUUCGGGCCUCUUGAUCGCCCUCUACGGUCUCUGCGCCAUCGCUCAGAUAUACCUAGGAUUGAAGCACAAGAGACGUGGUUUUAUGACAACGAUGCUCAUUGGAAUCUUUACUGAGAUGCUUGGGUACGGCGGACGUAUUAUCAUGUGGCAGAAUCCUUGGAACCAGACUGGCUUUACCAUGCAGAUUGUUCUUAUCACCAUCGGGCCUGUCUUCUUCUCCGCGGCAGUAUACGUGAUGCUCAGCCGGAUCAUUAAGUACAUCUCUCCAAAGGCGUCCCGCUUCCCGGGAAGAUACUACUACAACACUUUCAUCACCUGCGAUCUGGUCGCUCUGGUUCUCCAGGCUGUCGGUGGAGGCUUAUCAUCAACGUCACACGGCACAUCCCAAGCCGGUGUUGAUAUUGCACUCGCAGGACUGUCGUUCCAAGUCGCCACGCUGGUCCUUUACAUCGUCGCCUGUGCCGAUUACGCAUUUCGGAGUCGACAUGUCUGGCGACAAUCCCUUACGACCAGAUUCAAGGUGUUUGUCGGUUUCCUUGGACUGGCCACCUUGUUCAUCUUGGCUCGCUGUUCAUAUCGGGUGUAUGAGCUGAAUGAAGGGUACACUCACUCAAAUGCCGGUUUGCGUGAUCAGCCUCUGUUCAUUGCGCUAGAAGGAGUGUGA